AUGCAUCUUCUGAAGGCUCAGGCACAGAUCUCUGAGUGGAAGUUCCUCCCAUCCUUGGUCCACUUGCACAAUGCUCAUACAAAGCUACAGACAUGGGGACAGAUUUUUGAGAAGCAGCGGGAAACAAAGAAACAUCUCUUUGGUGGCCAGUCUCAGAAAGCUGUUCAACCUCCACACCUUUUCCUGUGGCUAAUGAAGCUCAAAAAUAUCCUCCUUGCGAAAUUUAGCUUUUACUUUCAUGAGGCACUUAGUCGACAAACAACCUUAUCUGAAAUGAAAACUUUGACUGCAAAAGCUAAUCCUGAUUAUUUUGGGAAAAUCUCCAGUUUCAUCAGGAAAUACGAUGCUGUUAAUGUUUCAUUAAUCUUUGACAAUCGUGGCUCAGAGAGCUUUCAGGGACAUGGUUAUCAUCACCCGCAAUCCUACAGGGAAGCCCCAAAGGGUGUAGACCAGUAUCCAGCAGUGGUAUCUCUGCCCAGUGACCGGCCUGUCAUGCAUUGGCCUAAUGUCAUUAUGAUCAUGACUGACAGAGCUUCUGAACUAAAUACUUUGGAAAAGGUUGUCCAUUUCUAUGAUGACAAAGUUCAGAGCACGUAUUUCUUAACCCGACCUGAACCUCAUUUUACCAUUGUGGUUAUUUUUGAAUCCAAAAAGUCUGAGAGAGACUCUCAUUUUAUCUCUUUCCUCAAUGAAACUUCCUAUUCUCUUAAGAACUCUAAAGCUUUUGCAAGCCUGAAACCUGGAUCCAAAGGAUAAGAAUACUAACUAUUAAGACAAGAUAGACAACGACAAUGAAAAAAUAGCAUUUCCUCUGUGAAUGGCAUACGUAUGGAAAUCAAUACAGACACAAGGUCAUGGGAAAGAGCAUAA
Messenger RNA from Python bivittatus (Burmese python), 870 nucleotides. Lineage: Eukaryota; Metazoa; Chordata; Lepidosauria; Squamata; Pythonidae. The record is from RefSeq and is a predicted model, not a curated record.